AUGGACGUGGAAUCAAACGUUCCGGUCAAAGUUGAGGCCGAUGACGAAGACCUACCAUCAACUUUGAAACCUGCCUCAAGAGCCUUGAGCGAUGGCUCUCGUGACGAAACCCCAACCCCCACGUACAAACACAGUUGGACGCUCGAACAGCGACUUACGCUGGCUAUGCUCGCUGAGUCAUACAGCAAUAACUGGAACGAGAAAACUUCCGUCUUCAACCAUUUUCACAGGUCUGACCUUCGACGUUGUGGAGGUCUUCGAAGGCCAGUCAUCAGUACCCAAUUUAAUGAUAUGCAAAAAAAGGGAUUCAAUGCAGGCAAUGGUUUCAAGAAAUUACAGAGUACCCUGUCACCCUAUGAUAGAGCAAAGAUGGUGUCCCGAGCUGGACUUGAAAAAAAGGCCCAUGAAAUCGGCAUUCUCCUCCACGCAAAGGAGGCUAGUGAUAGCUCCUUGAUGUCCGACAAGGACAACGCUCAAGGGCACAAGAGAAAACGUACCGACUCAAUUGACGAUGCCAGGACCGACUUCUUUCCACAUCUAUCUGACAACGAUUGUCAGACAGCCUCAUAUGCAAAGACAGUACAUGGGCUCACCCUUCUUCCGAAGACACCCACGAAAUCCAACGGCAGACAAAAAGGCAAUGGCCUUCUGACCCCACCGGAUUCAAGAGAGGCUAAAAUGCCACGUCUCACCACCGAGAAGAGGUUGGCACAAAUCGGCUUCCGCGCUUUUACUGGCCAAUCGCAAGGCACGUACUCCUCGGUCUUGGGAAUUCGUGCCGGCGCUUUUCUCAAUUGCCCAACCAUUCCACUCGCUCGAAACCUGGAAGUCACACUUUACCGUGGGGAAGCACUGCAUCACAUCACGAAGCACGAUCAUUCUCGACCCAGCAAGUUUGUCUCCGCGACCAAGAACCCGAUGCGUGCAUUGCAUAUGGCCCUCAGAGGCGGUGAGGACGCCUCAAUCGCAGUCAUUGAUCUUACCAAGGCAGAUGAAAGAGGCAAUGUCGAGAAGGCUCAUAAUUUGAAGCUCAAGACGGAUUUCAGAUACACAGGAGCGGGCGAAUACCUCAUAUUCGGCGGGGUGGACAACGAAGUAGGCCUUCUGUCACUAUCUGCAGAGUUAGCUAACAAGUACAAGGCCAUAAUAUCACAUAUCCCACUAUCUAGGCUUCUUGUCAAUAUGCCGACAACGCCCGGAAGCGAUGAUCCUUUCUUCUUAAAAGUGCUUCAAAGCCACGAAAGGCUGUCGCAUGCUCGCCGCGCAAUAAAAAGGAAGUUCUUCCGAUGA
This is a messenger RNA of Letharia columbiana, 1290 nucleotides long. RefSeq lists its product as uncharacterized. Bases 1 to 1290 code for a protein of 429 amino acids. The record is from RefSeq and is a predicted model, not a curated record. NCBI's taxonomy places the organism in Eukaryota, Fungi, Ascomycota, Lecanoromycetes, Lecanorales, Parmeliaceae. The transcript is spliced from 4 exons.